This is a messenger RNA of Staurois parvus, 672 nucleotides long. Lineage: Eukaryota; Metazoa; Chordata; Amphibia; Anura; Ranidae. The record is from the annotation of a GenBank genome assembly.
AUGCGCUAUAUUACGCUUUCUGUUCUUUUUUUUUAUAGGUUCCCUUUGUAUUAUGAGCUGAAGAUUGCUUUUGUUAUAUGGUUAUUAUCCCCUUAUACUAGAGGGGCCAGCUUGUUGUAUAGGAAGUUUUUGCACCCUCUGCUUUCUUCAAAAGAAAGGGAAAUUGAUGAAUACAUCGUACAGGCCAAAGAAAAGGGCUAUGAAACCAUGGUGAACUUUGGCAAGCAAGGCUUGAAUCUAGCUGCUAAUGCUGCUGUGACUGCUGCUGUGAAGAGCCAGGGGGCCAUUACAGAACGCCUACGAAGCUUCAGUAUGCAUGAUCUAACCGCAAUACAAGGGGAUGAAACCGCAGAGGGCAGAUCCUAUCCGCCGCUGCAAGAAGCACAAAAGAAGUCAAAAACUAUGUCCAGUGAAGCCGCGGGAAUUGGCUCAUUAAGAAAAGAUUAUGGAGAUGACAAAACAGAUGAGGAAACAGAGGGGGCACAGUCAGAGGAUGAAACAUAUUCUCAGAAGGGACUUCGGAGGACACAGAGCAUGAGAUCCGUCAAGGUUGUCAAAGGCCGCAAGGAGGUAUGCAGUGCAUUUUGUUUUGAUAAAGUUAAAGUGCACCAAAUGUUAGAAAAGCCACUCCAAGCCAAGAUUUUCUCAGAUUAUUGGGGGCUUUCAGUGUGA